Messenger RNA from Jatropha curcas, 2958 nucleotides. NCBI's taxonomy places the organism in Eukaryota, Viridiplantae, Streptophyta, Magnoliopsida, Malpighiales, Euphorbiaceae. The record is from RefSeq and is a predicted model, not a curated record.
GAUUGAUGCAAACCCGGGUGUUUCUUUACAAAGUUUCAAACGCAUUAUUUCUCUCGUGUACUGCCAGUUUAAAAAAGAAAGAAAAAGAGAGCUUAAACAAAAGGAAAAAAAAAAAAAAAAAUCACAACCACCAUUUUCUCCACUGAAGCUUCUCUCAAAAGCUCCUAUAAUCUAUUUGUACAUGUAUAUUUAUAUAUAGCUCUGCUACUGUGUAGCCGGCAGAUUCUUGUUUUGAAAAUUUUGAUUUGAAAAUUGAGAUAUUAAGAGAGAGUCAAAGGAAGGGAAAGAUAUUUUGAGUAGAAGAUGAAUGCGGUUGGGAGACAGAUGUCGAGAUCCAGUUCGACUGUUCACCACCAGCGUCAAUAUUCCGAUAACUUCCUUGACAGUGGCAGAUGGCUUCAAACGUCGUCCCAGGACUUCGGGUACGGUUCGAGGAUGAACCGGAGCAUGCAGUCAAUGGACCCGUCAACGCCACCGGUUUACUCCCGGUCAUCGAGUGUGAGAAGGAAUGGGGAUGAUCAUGUGUCGCCGAGUGAGCUCAGCCCUGGCUUGCUCGAUCUGCAUUCUUUUGAUACCGAGCUAUUGCCAGAGGUGUCGGUUCCUCGCCUGUACGACGGAUACAUGCAUAAUCCUGCUCACGGUAAAAGUUUUGAUGAUUUUGAACCUUAUCUAGCAGCCAACAGACUAGCAAACAGAUCCCGAGGUUUGCCUGAGAAUAACCUUCUUAAAAGUUUCUCAGGGGAUAGAGAAAGAGCCAACAGUGUUGCUAAGAUCAAAGUUGUGGUACGCAAGAGACCAUUAAACAGAAAGGAAAUAGCAAAGAAAGAGGAUGAUAUCAUUACCAUAGAGCCAAAUUCCAAUUCUCUUACAGUUCAUGAAACGAAACUCAAAGUUGACUUAACGGAAUAUGUGGAGAAACAUGAAUUCGUUUUUGAUGCUGUGCUGAAUGAAGGUGUUUCAAAUGAUGAAGUGUAUUCUGAGACUGUGGAGCCCAUAGUUCCUCUAAUUUUCAAUAGAACAAAAGCAACCUGCUUUGCAUAUGGACAAACAGGGAGUGGAAAGACUUACACAAUGCAACCAUUGCCACUAAAAGCUUCCCUAGAUAUAUUGAGACUAAUGCACCAAACAUACAGGAACCAAGGCUUUCAAUUGUCAGUCAGUUUCUUUGAGAUAUAUGGAGGGAAGCUUUUUGAUCUUCUUAAUGAUCGGAAAAAACUUUGCAUGAGGGAGGAUGGGAAACAACAAGUUUGCAUUGUGGGUUUGCAGGAAUACAGAGUUUCAGAUGUUGAGGCAAUCAGGGAAUUCAUUGAGAAAGGAAAUGCCACUAGAAGCACUGGUACAACUGGCGCAAAUGAGGAAUCCUCCCGAUCACAUGCUAUACUUCAACUUGCCAUAAAGAGAUCAGUUGAUGGCUCAGAAACAAAGCCUGCCCGACUUGUAGGAAAGCUGUCUUUCAUUGAUCUGGCUGGGAGUGAGCGGGGUGCAGAUACUACUGAUAAUGAUAAACAAACAAGAAUGGAAGGUGCUGAAAUCAACAAGAGCUUAUUAGCUUUGAAAGAAUGCAUUAGAGCUCUUGACAGUGACCAGGGUCACAUUCCCUUCAGAGGGAGUAAGCUGACUGAAGUUCUUAGAGAUUCAUUUGUUGGUGACUCUCGUACUGUUAUGAUAUCAUGCAUUUCACCAAGCUCAGGCUCAUGCGAACAUACUCUAAAUACGCUAAGAUAUGCUGAUCGGGUCAAGAGUCUUUCUAAAGGAAACAACAAACGUGAUCCGCUGUCUUCUUCAAACCUUAGAGACUCAACUGCAUUGCCUUUGACUUCAGUUUUGCCUAAUGAAACAGCCUUUGACAAUAAUACAACUGAUAUUUCCAAUGGAAAGAACAAAUUUGGAUGGGGAAAACCAAUAGAAACAGAAACAUCACCACCUCUUAAAGUGGAUCGUGUUCCUAGUGGCAGGGCAGAGGAACAUUUGGCUGCAUCUGUAUAUUCAGAUUAUUACAAACGCCCGAUGGGUGGUCAAAGCGGCAUCCCUGAUGAUGAUUUUGAUUACACCAAGGAAGCUUAUGAACAAGAAAAACCAUCAUGGACGAAUAAUAAGAAACUAGAAACCUAUGAAAUUCCAGCUAUGGGGGAUAGGCCGAGAACUAAUGCUCCAGCGAAAUUGAGAGAUAUUCCAGACUUUAUGGCAAAUAAUUCUCAUUCAGAUGAUGAUCUUAAUGCCCUUUUGAAGGAAGAAGAGGAUCUUAUAUCUGCCCACCGUAAACAAGUGGAGGAUACGAUAAACAUUGUUAGGGAGGAGAUGAACUUGCUAGCUGAAGCUGAUCAACCAGGCAAUCCGCUGGAUGAUUAUAUCUCUAAGUUAAAUGGAAUUCUUUCACAGAAGGCUGCAGGAAUUCUACAUCUGCAGACUCGUUUGGCUCAAUUUCAGAAACGUCUGAAUGAGCACAGCGUUUUGAUAUCAUCAUAUGGUAAUUGAUUUGAGGCUUGGAGAGGUGUAAAUUUUUGGUGGCAGUUUAUGUGACUCAGAUUCUUCAUCGCGUUGUAACUACGCCUGGUUACAGAGAAAUAAUGCUUUUCGGGGUUGUUGGUUGGAGGAUGGGCCUUUUGUUUCCCUAUUAUUCUACUGUAUGAAGCCAGUCACUAUUCUGAAUUAAAAGAAACCUAUUAUAUAAGCCUCUGUUCGAUGGCUUAUUUUUGGAACAUAUGUAUGCGUUUUUGGUUAAACUAUCUUGUUUGGCUGUUAAUUUAUAACGUAAACGCGGUUAGUAGCUACCUUUGUCAUCUGUUGAUAGUGAAAAUCUCCUGUUUGGAUGUGCACAUAUAAAAUCUGUUAAAUGUCAAUUACAAGUGGUUUGGACAAUGAAUUGAUAGCGAUGCCCUUGUUUGCCUUGACUGGCUCAAAUCUCAAUGUUAGAUUGAUGCUUAUCAUGAAUGGAUAAAGUGGUAACUGGUUUUCUCA